Molecule: messenger RNA, 659 nt
Organism: Truncatella angustata
Lineage: Eukaryota; Fungi; Ascomycota; Sordariomycetes; Amphisphaeriales; Sporocadaceae
Product: class I glutamine amidotransferase-like protein
Exons: 2
Coding region: 30-659 (209 amino acids)
Cellular component (GO): cytosol; nucleus
Source: RefSeq, a predicted model, not a curated record
CAAAGAAACCCGCUCGAAGACGAAUAGCAAUGAAAAUGAGUAGAUGGAAACCGUUGGAAGGGAAAUAUCCCAGCGAAACAUCUGGAAUUGAUGCUUUCAUCAUUACCGGCUCUGUAUGCAGUGUAUAUGACGACUUCCCCUGGAUCAGGACACUGAUGCAGUACAUCAGAUACAUCUAUGAUACCCAACCGCACAUCAAGUUCUUUGGUAGCUGCUUCGGUCAUCAAAUACUCGCUCAAAGCUUGCUCGCCGAGCAUGGAGUAAGGGUUGAGAAAUCCAAGUACGGAUGGGAGAACGGGGUUCACGAUGUCACACAUUCCGCACAAUUCACAGCCUACUUCCCUUUGCUACGAGAAGAGGCGAUGCGAUAUCAAUUCGUGCAUCAAGACGAGGUUGUUGCCGAUUAUCUGCCCUACGGUUGGCUAUCAAUUGGGUACUCCGAUAUGUGCGCAAUCCAGGGACUAUUCCAGCCUGGGCGAGUAUUGACUUAUCAGGGUCACCCAGAGUUUGAUCGCGAUAUCUUGUACUACUUCAUGGACAUGCUAGACAGGAGUGGAGCGAUUGAUGACGUUGAAUACGCAACGUCAUUAAAGCUCAUUGAUCAGGACACGACGAGUGGAUUGGCAGCCGAAGUGGUUUUAAAGUUUCUGGAAAUGUGA